Molecule: messenger RNA, 300 nt
Organism: Adineta steineri
Lineage: Eukaryota; Metazoa; Rotifera; Eurotatoria; Adinetida; Adinetidae
Source: the annotation of a GenBank genome assembly
AUGGCAUCAAUCAAUAAUACUCAAACUUUAUUUUCUUCAUCGAAUCAUUGUAUACAACAUGAAUUUAUUCAGCAAUUUAUUGGUAUGUUAUCUAUUAUUAUGGCUGGUGGUUCUUAUUGUUCAUUAUCACCUCGAGAUCAUGAACAUCGUCUUCAAUCUUUUAUCGAACAAACUCAAAAUCAAACCCUAAUGAAAAAUUUAAUUAAAAUGACAUUUCUAACACAUUCAUCAUUAGUAACAAAACUAUUAAAUGAAUUAUUUCAACAAAUAUCAUCAAAAAGUACAAUUAAAUUAAAUUAA